AUGUUCCUCAUCAUUCCCAAAUCUCGUCAGCAAAAAGAAACAUCUCGAAUCAUAGGCACAAGUGGGGAGCGCGAAGAUGUGCCAGAGUCAAUGCCAAAACACCUUCGAGGUCCGACCCGUGUUCAAAACGCGUGCGAUGAGUGUCGAAUUCCCAGGGGCAGAAAGAUCCGGAACUCAUCAAAUUCUCAGUGCAAUGGUCAAAAUCCUUGUGGUCGCUGCCGAUCGCGUAAUACUGUUUGCGUGUUCAAUUUCGCAGAAGCAAAGAAACGUCUCAAGGGGCCAAUGACAGCCGCCCAGGCCUCUACGCUGGAAGCACAGCAAGCGCGUGUUCUGGACGCCCUCAAAAACAUGUCGGUAGUAAUUGACAGGCUUGAGGCAUCCUUGUCGACGGCAACGGGCAAAGAAACGAUAAUGGAGCACGACAGAGAGCUUGGAGCUCGACUUGCAAACGCCGAGCAAGACAGUGGAUAUGACUUAAAUGCUAUCCUCGAAAAGUACGCACCCAUCCGCCAAGUCAGCAAUAACGAUUCUUCGGUGGACUUGGAUCAUCUUGAAACCGGCGAAGCUCGCAGCAAACGACAGCGUAUCAGUCAUCCAGAAAACUCAGGAUCCUUGAACCCGGCGAUUGGUCCGUUCGAUUUGCCACAAACCCGGACAUGCGACAAUCUUACACCUUUCACAUACGAAGCGUUCUCGCAGAACAACCUGGGAGAUCUGGCCGGCAAUGUCGACAAUCCUUUUGAACUCCGCCCUCUUGAGCAGAUGAACCCUAGAUUUUGCAAUCAGAUGGAUACACAAUACCCACACAACACGCAUGCAUCAUGUAUCGCGCCUCCAAGAUCCACAGACAGAUCUCUUAAUCCCCUGGCGUUCUCCAUUACCGAUCGCAGUGAAGAGUCGAAUCCGAACUGUGACGCGAACCAACCCGGUGAUUCGACGGUACUGUCACCGUCUCUAGAAACCUUCUUUCUUCAGUGUCAAGACAUGGAUACGCUUAUAGAGUCGAUAGACUGGGACAUGAGUCGUGCAGUUUCUGCACGUUUACUCAAGGAUACUGAGAAGUCCUCUUGA
This is a messenger RNA of Aureobasidium pullulans EXF-150, 1071 nucleotides long. RefSeq lists its product as uncharacterized. The transcript has 2 exons. The coding region runs from base 1 to 1071 and encodes 356 amino acids. Gene Ontology annotation, molecular function: zinc ion binding; DNA-binding transcription factor activity, RNA polymerase II-specific. Gene Ontology annotation, biological process: regulation of DNA-templated transcription. Lineage: Eukaryota; Fungi; Ascomycota; Dothideomycetes; Dothideales; Saccotheciaceae. The record is from RefSeq and is a predicted model, not a curated record.